This is a messenger RNA of Fimicolochytrium jonesii, 2762 nucleotides long. RefSeq lists its product as uncharacterized. The coding region runs from base 361 to 2403 and encodes 680 amino acids. Lineage: Eukaryota; Fungi; Chytridiomycota; Chytridiomycetes; Spizellomycetales; Powellomycetaceae. The record is from RefSeq and is a predicted model, not a curated record. The transcript has a single exon.
CCAGGAGUGACGGCGGAUAAGCGAACCCAGUAAACAACCUUUCCCACGCCGCUUCGAAUAUGGAGCUGAGGGAUCGUCCGCUGAGCACCAAGGAAAUCACUAUUUUCGGUAAACCUGGCGUUCGCUGGCAACGGCCGUCCCUUUCUAACCGCAAAGCAAGCCGCGUCUCGCAAGCCCUUAUACUCGCAAAGAUCGUUCUGAGCCUCCGCUCCCGAGGGAUUUCGAGUGGACGAUUCAUCAUUCUACAGGGCGCAUUCUACAGAGCAUUUCGGUUGUAUAGCUGAGCGCGACGGACGAGGGCUGGCACGGAGCGUCAAACGCCGUUCUCGUUCACCAAACUUCUAUUUCCGAUAAACGCGAAUGCACGAUACAGCGGACAACAUGGCGCUUGAAUCCCGCUUCGACGAUAUUGAGCGGGAGUUGAUUGAGGUCUGGUCAAGUCUUCCCGCGGUUACAAGCGGAAGCACCAAGUCGGAGGAACCAGCAGGGACGUUGAAGCGAACGGAGUUGUCGAAAGAUGCUAUUGAAGAAAUGUCGAAGCGUUCGAUUGAGAAUAUGCAGGAACUAGCAGAAAAGCAGAAGCUCCUUGAACAGCUGGAGUCGGCAAUAAACAAAUUCGAUGAUCUGGACGACGGGGAUGUAGUUCAACCUGAUGACGGUGGAAAGGCAGUAAGCUCCUCCGAUGAACCAUCCAAAGGAGAAGCCCUCCGGGACGGAAAUGAAUCCUCGCCUUCGCAUCGCCGAACGAGGUCCACCGCUAGCGAGUCUGAUCAAUGGCAUGCAGCGGCUCAUUCUCGUGUGUAUGUCGCUCCCGUGAAGCCAAGGGAACGAAAGAACUCGGCUCUCCCUCCGAUGAUUCUACAACGGAUGGAUGAAGAAUACCAGUCUCUUGUCGGUUCGCCAAUGCCUCCACCACGUAAGGAUGUCUUGCCCCCCACGGCCGAAACUUUUGCCGAAUCGACAAAAGUACCCAAAACCUUUCAAUCCAUUACGGUGAAGACGUUUCAUCUCCCUGCAAAGCGGACAACUGACAACUCGCCGAAGCCUAGCGGUAGUCUCGUGAACAGCCCACGUUCUGAUGUCUCCAGAGGGAAACCCGACGAACCAAAAACGGAAGUGCCGAAACCGCCGAAGGUGGCAAAACCAGAGGAGGCAGAAACCCCUGCGGAAGCUGCCGAUGUGAUAAGUGGCCUUCCCAAGCUGGCCAUUCCGCCUCGUCGAAAGAUUCCGACCACUCACGUGCAGGAGAUCCCAGUCAGUGCAUUUGGAGCACGGCGUACGCCCCCGAGCCGUACUGCGUCACUCCUUCUUUCAGCGAGUCCGAUUGCCAUGUCAGCUGAAGGGACCAAGUCGCCCCAGUUUAGCUCGCCCCAGUCUUCCUCGUCGUCCCAGUCCAAUUCGCCCCACUCAAAUCCGCCUCACUCUGCUAGUCAAAUCCCCGCUCAAUUGCAAGUGCAGAACCCCAUACCCCCAGCACGCCGCUCUUCGAUGGCUCCAUCCAUCAGGAUUGAAAAUUCCGAUGUGCACGCUUCUCAAGUAGUCGCUGGACCGCGGUUCGGCACGGCAUUCAACUUUCCCCCGCCACCAAACCGGCCACCACCAAGUAGACUCUCUGUCAUGGGCGUCUUGAACCCCGAACCCCGCCCGACGGCGCGCCCGAGCACACUAGGUCGGCAAUUCGGCGAUCCAACAAACAUCACUUCCUUUGUGACGCCAUAUCAUAACCACCCAUCGAAGUCUGAGGUCGCCAUUGAGUCUGUUGGGGCUCCCAUGCUGGUCACGAGCAGCUUCAGAGGGCGGAUGAUCCCAUUGCAAGAUGUGUGGGAAGAUUUAGACCAACGAGGUUUCGAGCCGCUCCGCAACGGCCAUGGGGAGAAGGAGUCAAAGAGCGGGUGGGGAACUCUCAACCGCAUGAUCAACAAAGCGAAAGCCAUGCGACCAGGACCCGGAAACAACUCUCCCACAACGUCGGAAGACGCGAAUGGCGUCCCUCUUUCGCCAUCCCAGCGCACAUCAACCGUUUACCCAUCCCCUCCCUCCUCCCCACGUCGCCCGGGGAAGCGAGAAGCGCCUGGGAAGUUUGGGUCCCUUGGUCGCGCGAUGGGAAACGUGAUGCGUACAUUCGAUGUCAGCAGUAAAUCGCCCACCAUCGCGUCCCUCAUCGGACAGUCUGCAGAUUCUAUGGGUCCCUACAUGCACAAUGGCCGCCUCGAAACCGCCUCCUUACCCAGAUACCGCCCGCCGGUUUUCAGCCCUCCCGACGCAAACAUCCGACGCUUGUCUCAAAUCGAGACCCCCGUUGGCGUCGUCAUGGACGCAGAACAUGAGAGGAAGCUGAGCUCGGAGAUGGUUGAGUUCAGGAAACACCUCUUGAACACUUACGCCAGCGGCCCUCAACAGUGAGAAUGCACACGACGUAUCCCCUUCUUUCUUCUAGGCGAUUAGGAACUAGAUGGAGUCUCCAAGAACUUGAUACUCUCUUGCGUAUUGCGACCGUGUGUCCGUCGACUACCCUCAUUUUUUUUUGGCGUACUGCUUUUUGACUUGCAGUGUCCUCUGAGACUGGAUCUGUGCCUGGUGUCGCUGCAUUCUUAGAUAGACUUCUUUCUUUCGCUUGUAUAUACUUAAGUUUUUUGAUACACCUUGGAUAUCUUCGAUGUUUUUACUCUUCCACCUUGCGGUAGUGCUCUUCGUCACGUUCGGUGUUCGAACCUUCGGACAGGAAUCGCGUUCUGGUGAAGUUGCUAAGCUUUUUGUAUGCA